Setaria italica (foxtail millet) is the source of this 2386-nucleotide messenger RNA. RefSeq names its product vacuolar-sorting receptor 7. Gene Ontology annotation, molecular function: calcium ion binding. The transcript is spliced from 12 exons. The coding region runs from base 38 to 2041 and encodes 667 amino acids. NCBI's taxonomy places the organism in Eukaryota, Viridiplantae, Streptophyta, Magnoliopsida, Poales, Poaceae. The record is from RefSeq and is a predicted model, not a curated record.
CAGUUGGUCUCCUCCCUCUCUUCCUCCUCUACCUUCCAUGUCGUCUCCACCAAGUCUCCGCCUUCAACGAACUGCUACAAAACCUGCCAAACCAACACGUAAUACGGUGAGGGCCCAAAGAGACGCGGCAAUGGCGCUCCAGGUCCACGGCCACGAGAGGACGAGGCUCGCCGCCGCGGCGUGGGCAUGGCUGGCAGUGUCCAUGGCGAGCCUGGCGUCGGCGCGGUUCAUCGUCGAGAAGAACAGCGUCACGGUGCUGUCCCCUCGCUCGCUGCGCGGGCACCACGAGGCCGCGAUCGCCAACUACGGCGUCCCGGAGUACGGCGGCACGCUGACCGGCGUGGUGAUGUACCCGGAGGACCCGAAGCUCGCCACGGGCUGCGGCCCGUUCGGCGACAAGAAGUUCCGGUCCCCGUCGGGCCGCCCCGUGGUCCUCCUCGUGGACCGCGGCGGCUGCUACUUCGCGCUCAAGACGUGGAACGCGCAGCUGGCCGGCGCGGCGGCGGUCCUGGUGGCGGACGCCGCCGAUGAGCCGCUGCUGACCAUGGACUCCCCCGAGGACGAGACCCCCGACAUGGCGUUCCUCGCCAACAUCACCGUGCCCUCCGCGCUCGUCACCAAGCGCUUUGGCGUCGCCCUCCGCCGCGCCGCCGCCGCCGCCAAGUCCGAGGAGGUGGUGGUGCGGCUGGACUGGCGCGAGUCGAUGCCGCACCCCGACGAGCGCGUGGAGUACGAGUUCUGGACCAACAGCAACGACGAGUGCGGGCCCCGGUGCGACGAGCAGGCGGCGUUCGUGCGCGCGUUCCGGGGCCACGCGCAGCUGCUGGAGAAGGGCGGCUACGCGGCCUUCACCCCGCACUACAUCACCUGGUUCUGCCCGGAGGCUUUCUUGGACACGCCGCAAUGCAAGGCGCAGUGCGUGAACCGGGGCCGGUACUGCGCGCCGGACCCGGAGGGGGACCUCGGCGCCGGCUACGACGGGAAGGACGUGGUGGUGGAGAACCUGAGGCAGCUCUGCGUGCACCGCGCCGCCAACGCCACCGGCCGGCCGUGGGUGUGGUGGGACUACGUCGCCGACUACCACCUCCGGUGCUCCAUGAAGGAGAACAAGUACUCCAAGACCUGCGCCGAGGGCGUCGUCCGGUCGCUCGGGUUGCCGGUGGACAUGAUCGACAAGUGCAUGGGGGAUCCUGAGGCCGACGCCGAGAACGAAGUGCUCAAGACGGAGCAGAUUGUUCAGGUCGGGCAUGGAACUCGAGGGGACGUGACCAUCUUGCCGACGCUGGUGAUCAACAAUGUGCAGUAUCGAGGCAAAUUGGAGAGCACUGCGGUUCUCAAAGCGAUCUGUGCUGGGUUCAAGGAGUCCACCGAGCCUCACGUCUGCCUGACACCAGACAUGGAGACCGACGAGUGCCUCGACAACAAUGGCGGCUGCUGGCGCGACGAGAAGACCAACAUCACGGCCUGCAAGGACACCUACAGAGGGAGGAUUUGCGAGUGCCCUGUAGUGGAUGGAAUUCAGUACCAAGGAGACGGGUACACCGACUGCAAAGCCGUCGGGCCGGCCCGGUGCGCCAUGGACAACGGCGGGUGCUGGACGGAGACGAGAGAUGGCAAGACCUUCUCUGCUUGCUCGGGUUCAGAUUUGAGCGGAUGCAGGUGCCCGCCAGGGUUCAAGGGCGACGGCUUCCAUUGCCAAGACGUCGACGAGUGCAGCGAGAAGCUGGCGUGCUCCUGCCCGCACUGCUCGUGCAAGAACAACUGGGGAGGAUUCGACUGCAAGUGCAACGGCGGCCAGAUGUACAUCAAGAGUGAAGACACCUGCAUUGCCAAGAACAUGUCUUCGUUCGGGUGGCUCGUCACCGCCCUGGUCGUGUCGUGCCUCGCCGGCGCCGGCGUCGCCGGAUACGUGUUCUACAAGUACAGGCUCAGGCGGUACAUGGACUCGGAGAUCAUGGCGAUCAUGGCGCAGUACAUGCCCCUGGACAGCCAGCACAACGAGAACCAGCCGCUGAGGACGCAGGAGACCCAGCAAGCGUAGCCAGUUGCACAAGCCGGAUCUCAGAAAUGCCCCAAAAAGCAAAGGUUUUGAGAUUUGAAGAUGUUACCAGACGAGGAGAUAAAGAUGCUACUAUGUACAUGACAGCGGUUUACACAGAUAUUGGACAUUCUGCUAUGGUUUCAGAGAGUGAUACACGUGUACUGAUAGAAACCUAGACGAGAUACCAUGUGCUGGAUCUGUUCAGUGAUGUCUAAGAUUUGAGAUUGUACCUGCCAGCAAAAUUUACUGGAGACCGACAGGCUGUACAAAUGUGCUGGUGAUCCAUAUGAUAAGCUAGCAUAUCUAUAUCAGGUAGUUUCAAAAUUGAUUUUGACUUCCCUUGUA